This is a messenger RNA of Paraphaeosphaeria sporulosa, 3363 nucleotides long. Its product is annotated as kinesin-domain-containing protein. NCBI's taxonomy places the organism in Eukaryota, Fungi, Ascomycota, Dothideomycetes, Pleosporales, Didymosphaeriaceae. The transcript has 2 exons. Gene Ontology annotation, biological process: microtubule-based movement. The coding region runs from base 254 to 3235 and encodes 993 amino acids. The record is from RefSeq and is a predicted model, not a curated record. Gene Ontology annotation, molecular function: microtubule binding; ATP binding; microtubule motor activity.
GGGUCCUCCCCGCCCGCGUUACACCAAGACGUCGUCAACUCAAGACAAUACUGCAACGCGCAGGCUCGGGACGCUGCGUCCCUCUUUUUUUCAAACGCUAAAAGCGCGUGUUGUCGCCCAGAAAGACCAGGCAAGCAGGCGGGAUAUGCAUGCGCGGUAGGCCUGCAACUCAAGGCUCGACAUCGAGGGCCGUCGCUCCGAGCCCAACAACUGCGCUGCAGCUCACCGCGUACCACCGCGAACACACCCAAGUAUGACGAGCCACGCCCUUCCGCGCCCGUCGCGCCCGUCGAUCGCGCCGCCGACGGGUCCACUGCCCUCGCUACCAGUCGCAAAGUCGCGCGUUUCAAAUGUGGGAUCCGCUUCGCGAUCACCACCAGGCUCGCUGCUGCCCUCCCGAGCCAACAACAGCAGGGCUGUUUCCUCCCCUCAGCGCCCUGUGACGAGGGGCCACACCAGUUCCACCUCCAACGUCCCAACCAUCCCGACUCUGACCGCUACCGAAUCGCCCGCAGGUCCUCUGCCGCCCGGGAAAACGCUGCGCAAAACGGUCAGCAUCGGCGCGUUUCCCCAACCCCCAAAACAUGCCAGCAGGCUAGGAAGCCACCCGCCCAGCCCUCUGUCGGCCAGCUCGACCCCCAACGGUGAAACUGUGGAUUCGAGGAUUGCACCCGGUUUCAAGCCCCCAAUCUCACCAGCCAGGAGGACCAGUCUUAAAAAGACCGCGCCGCGGGUCUCGAAUGUCGGCGGUCGCAGCCUCAUAGGGAAGUCACCGCUUUCCCCACCAAGCCUGCUCAACGGCAGCGGCGAGUCGCUUGCCGUCGACGGAAACCAUUUAAGCCUGCCAUCGCCGCCCCAAAGCCGAAACUCAUCCGCCCAAGGAUCGUACGCGACAAGCGCAACCACGUUCGAGGACAUCGGAGACGAAGACGCACGAAGUCACCCAGGUGCGAGCAUUAUGCCAGACGAUAACGCGACACAGAAAGAUGGGAAGGGCAACGUCAUAGUCAGUGUGCGAGUGCGGCCUGACGCUGGCGCCAAAGACAGCAAGCAAGAGACAGAGUGGGAAGUGAGCAACAAGAAGGCGCUCAUCUCUUAUAGAGGUCGUGAUGGCGGGGAUCACUACUAUGACAACGUAUUUGAUACCCAAGACAACAAUGCCCGCGUGUACGAUGCAGCUGCGAAACGACUGGUUCGCCGGGUUAUGGAGGGCUACCACGGCACCGUAUUCGCCUAUGGUAUGACCGGCACGGGCAAGACCUUUUCUAUGCAAGGAACUGCAACGAACCCUGGUGUGAUUCCAUUGGCCAUUACCGACAUCUUCUCCUACAUUCGUGAGACACCACACCGAGAAUUUCUUCUUCGCGUCAGCUACCUGGAAAUCUACAACGAAAAGAUUCACGAUCUACUUGCUGGGCCUAUUGUGGGUGCAAAUGGCCAACCCGGAGCUCAGGAGGAAAUCAAGUUGAGAGAGGACAGCAAGCGCGGUGUUUAUGCGACACCGCUCAAGGAGGAGAUUGUGCAAAGCCCAACGCAGCUGCUGAGAGUUAUUGCGCGUGGUGACAAUGCACGACGAGUGGCAGGAACGCAGUUCAACGCAAGGAGUUCGCGAAGUCACGCCGUCGUUCAAAUCGUCGUGGAAAGCCGGGAGCGCGGUGCUGCCGGAACCUUCAAAGAGUCUAAGCGGACGCCCAUCACGCCUGGUGGUGUUCGUGUCUCUACACUGAGCCUCAUUGACUUGGCUGGAUCUGAAAAGGCCGCCGACAACAAGGAGAGGCGGACAGAAGGGUCUCAUAUCAACAAAAGUCUGCUCACUCUUGGAACAGUAAUCGCGCGGUUAUCUGGUGACAAGGAUAAGGCGAUAUCGGACAAGGACAAGUCUAGCAAAGAGAAGCACUUGCCGUAUCGGGACAGCAAACUCACACGCCUCCUACAAGGUGCUCUCUCGGGUGGUUCUCUUGUCAGCAUCCUGUGCACCAUCCAGAUUGGCGCAAGCGGUAGCAUCGCUGCAACCAAUACGCACGUCGGAGAGACACUGAGCACGCUGAAGUUUGCAUCGCGCGCCAAGAACAACAUAGUCAGCCACGCGAAGAAGGCGGAAGAGUCGCUUGGCGCUGCUGGCGAUGCCGGAAGCCGAGCACUUCUCGAUCGAUAUCGUCUGGAGAUUGAAGAGCUUAGGAAGCAACUCGAAGAGAAGAAGAAGGCAGAGGAGACUCAGUCAGAACCCCCAGAGCAAGAGAAGGACGAAGAAGAGGAAAAGGCACGAGAGCUAGAAGACAGAUAUCGUCGUGAAGAGCAGAUGGUGGAGAUGCAAAUCGCGAGGACGGCGCUCAAGGAACGAAUUGACCACCUGAACCGGUUGAUUCUGAGUUCCAAGUCACUGGGUGUCAACAACAGUCGAUCAUUUUCAUCGAUGAGCCUCCAACGGGGAUCAACGGUCAGCGACUUUCGGCCCGUAUCAGUUCGGUCGUCAGCAAGCCACGCCACGCUCGAAGUCCCGAAAAGAGGCUCUCAAACCACCCUUUCGGCGGUCCCUAUGGAUAGGGAUGAGGAUGAGGACUCGCUUGGUGAUAACGGCGAUGGCACCGCAAGCCAGUCUGCGCAAAUCCACUCACUGCAGAGCGAUCUCGCCGACAAGAACCGAUACAUAGCGACCCUGGAGAAGAGGCUACUGCAAGCGCGGAGAACCAGCCAUUCUCGCGUGUCCAUGUCGCUCUCGCAGAAAGUGGGCGGUAGUAGCGAGGAGGGUGGCCUCCUAUCGACCAUCGCAGAGAAGGAUGCCGAGAUAUCCAACCUGCGAGCACAGUUAGAGGACAAGGAGCGUAUGAUUGCGGCUCUUACGUCGGCGCGUAAAAAGAACGAGGCAGCACAAGAUCUUGGCAGCGAGGGGUCACCAGGAAGCAGAAGAACAUCGCAGCAGCGCAGCGAUGGCGGCAGCGGCAGCGGACCCGUAAGAGGGUCACCGGUGGCGACCAGCCCGAGAGCGUUCUCCAUGACCUCAGCUGUGGCGGAGCGGCACGUGGGCACUGCCAGCCCGAGAACGCUCUCUCUGACUUCGGCCAGACCAGAGCGCAACGCGCAGCAAGAAAUCGAUAAAUUGCUCGAGCAAUUGAUGAAGCCGAAUGAGAUGCGGCGCGGCAGUGCUGAGGGAAUACGACGUAGCAGCCUACCAGGGGAUGCAAAUGCUAUCGGGGCCCAACGACGAAGCAGUCUUCGUCCGGUCAAUGAGCUGUGAGCUCUCGAGUGAGACGCGCUGAUGUAGCACGACGCUCGGAACGCAAGGGCGUGCAGCGCAUGCAUACGACUGAACGACGCUUCAUGUUGCUACCACCGAAGAGGCAAAUGGUUGUAAGACAUGCGGAG